GUCUUUAGCUAAACAAGUUCAUCAAAUCUCCCACCCUCACGUAUUUUUACAUUGAAAUACCUCGAAGAUUUACUGAAUUUGCUUUGUUUUGUACCUUCCUGGUGUGUGAUUGAACAAAUAUUAGUAAUAUUUUGGGUAGAUUUCUUCUCUUACAUCCACCCGUCUUGGGAAACGUGUGUAAAUAUUAAAUCUUUGAGCUGAUUUGCUGGUACUGCCCUAUACCUACAACUUAUAUGAAGCGAGCGAAAAUUUGACAGCUAGAAAUAACGUCUAAAUUUUCCUCAAACACUCUAAUGACUUAAAAGACAAAAAUAUUGGUUUGUGUUGUUCUGGGGGUACACUAUGUCUGAAGAAGACAAAGAAAAGCAAAUAGACCGGACGGUGAAUGUUUUUGAUGCUAGUGUGUUCGAUCAGAACAAUUGGGUGGAUUAUAUUCACACCAAUGAAAGAUAUUUUGAAUCAGUCAGUAUCUUCUUUGAAUAAUGCUGGUUAAUCUUUGUCACAGUAGUUUAAAACCAGCGAUUGUUUGUAACAAACCAACUUAUGAUGGCUAUGAAAUUAAUAAUCUUAUACAGCAGACAUCCUAUCGAAACCAAGGUUUUAUGGUGGAACGAUUUAUCAAACCACCAGUAACUAUAACGUUGAAAUUCCCAUGUAAUGUUGAAAUUUUCAAAAUAUGUAUCAAUCCCUUUGUUGGUCGACAAAAAUCUCUAGGCUUUGAGGUACACACAAAAUCUGAAGUUGUGAUGGAUUCGUGGUUGAUGAACUCCAGUCUGACACCGUCUGUUAAUACAGAUGGUAUUUUUGUUCCAGUCGGAAGAACUCUUCUUAAAGAAGCAAAAACGUUUUGUUUCCGUAAUUAUAGUUUUAAAGGCCAGCGGGAAAUACCUAGUACAAUGCUUUGUCAAUUAGAAUUACCUUUGAAACACCACCAACAGAAAUCUCUUACUUUUGUUAGUCACGUGUCACUGAGAAUAACUCAGACAGAGGGGAGUAGUGUCCCUUGCAUUGGGAAACUUGAAAUAUGGGCCAAACCCGUGUCAAACGGUGUCGCAAAUCUCGUAAGCAAAGUUUAUUCCUGUUUUGAAGAACGUUUUUUGAAUGAUCAGGUUUGUGAGACAGACACAGUGAACACGGACGACUUUAUUAAUCAAAACGCAACUUCUUCUUUACCUACAAAUAGCAAUUCUUUUAACUUAAAUGGUGUUGAUGUUCCUGAAGAUUUUCUAGAUCCCAUCACAUGUGAAAUAAUGACCAUGCCGAUGUUGUUACCUUCUGGUCAGUCUGUGGACCAAUCUACAUUAGUCAAUUAUAAUAAUGCUGAAUCAAGAUGGGGACGCACACCAAAUAACCUUUUCACUUCCAUUAAAUUCACUUCAACUUACAAACCUGUACCGAAUACAUCACUCAAAGUAAGGAUUGAUAAAUUCCUCCUAGACAACUCUCAGCAACUUUCUGAUGUACCAAGAACUAUUGGUCGUGCUUCAGACAUACAGAAUCAAGGAUUGUCUAUAGAAAAUAAAAGCUGGGUCCAACCUGCUCGUUUAAGAGCUGAUUCUCGAAAAAUGUGCAGCCAAACAUUUCUUCAGCAUGGUAACUCUUCAACUAAACUUAAAGCAUCAUGUUCAUCACUAAAUAAACAUCAGAAUUUGGCAGCUUCAAGUUUGAACGGUCAUAUUAAAUCUCACACAAAGCACGAAAAUAUCUCCAACAGUUCUGCACAAUCCAGAACUACUGAUGGAAAAAAUUUUCAAAUGCUAACUCCUGGAUUAAAGAGAAAAACUUUAUCUUCUUCAAAAACUAGUGAUGAUGUUGGUAACACUGCCAAAAGACAACAAACAUCUGAAAGUGCUCGGGUAAUUAGAGAUUCACAUGAGAAUGAUUUAAACCAAAGCCUUGAAGCAGCUUUAUCUCGAACUUUAGGUACACUUCCAUCUUUCAGUACACCAGUUAUGAAUAGCAAAGAAAUCAUUGCUAAAAAAUGUGCAAAAUGUCAAAUAAGCAAUGAGGCACAUCUCUAUGUGUUGCCUUGCACCCAUAUACUGUGUCGAAAUUGUCUCAAUAGUAAUUACCGAAAUGAGAAUGGUACUAUGAAAUAUUUUUGCUUGCAGUGCAAGGAUUCUUAUAAUUCCAAAGAGAUUCAGCGACUUUAUGAUUGAUUUCUUCUCUAAUAUAUGAAUAAUUUUUUUUUUUUUUGUGACUUGUAUAUGUUUCAUACAAAGUUGGAAAGAAUGUACUUUUGCUUUGAAAUUUGUAAUAAAAAUUCUUAUGGUUAAAUAACCUUUCGAAAAUACAUCCUAAAACUUAAGCCAGUGAUGGGAACUUCGUGAUUACGUAACCUGCUAGAAAUAGCAAACAAAUCUACCUCAAAUUACAUUUUGCCAAAGUAAAAUUGGGCACAUUUGAUUAUAUGGCUAAGAGCAUAUUGUAUUUUUAAAAAUGCUGGAAUGGCCCUUUCAUCAAAGCUGACUUGAGGCUAAGCAACAACUCAUAAAACAAUUCCAUUUUAUUCAAAAUAGAAACAAUUGUGUGUGUGAGAGGGAGAGAGAUGAAAAUUUAAUAAACCAUUAGUUUGGAUAUUAAAUUCCAAAUGAUUUCAGUUUAAUCAAUUCAUACAUUAUAAAUGAUGACAAAUAUUUAAAAAUAAUUAUUAAAUGAGAAGUAUUUUUAAACAU
Molecule: messenger RNA, 2675 nt
Organism: Octopus sinensis (East Asian common octopus)
Lineage: Eukaryota; Metazoa; Mollusca; Cephalopoda; Octopoda; Octopodidae
Product: RING finger protein 37-like
Exons: 2
Coding region: 483-2159 (558 amino acids)
Biological process (GO): protein polyubiquitination
Cellular component (GO): nucleus
Molecular function (GO): ubiquitin-ubiquitin ligase activity; ubiquitin protein ligase binding
Source: RefSeq, a predicted model, not a curated record